CUGAGCGGAAUUCCACCUAGGAGCCAUCUUUGCUGUUGUCUCGUUUCCACCAUGGGGGAGUGGAGGUCUUCUUCACCUGCACCUCACUUAGAUCUAAACAAUUUUGACUCCGCAGCUGCUGACAAAAGCAGGUAUGUUUUAACCAGUCCCCGCUCCUUGGAGUCCUGUGCACGGCUGGGCAUCAAACCUGUUGAUCUACUCCUGAAAUCCCUGAACAAUUUACUGUCUGAGCAGCGCGGCAUGCCUUUGGAGGCAGUGAAAGUGAUGCAUGAAUCGUACGAAAAUGAGAGAAGCAAGUUGUUGCAAAUGUGCCGGGAUGAGAGGGAGAGGAUUAUCCAGCAGGCUGCCAGGUGGCCGAGCGCUAAGAAAGUCCCGAGGCCGGGAAAGCGACAUGACACCAAGCUGAAGCAGGAACCUGCUGUGGACGAUAUUCCAUAUGCAGACCUGUGUUUGAAGGAGAAACGUGUGAGCAAGACAUCCUGCUCUGCUGCAGAAAGGAGCACCGUCUGCAGCUUAGGAGACCUCAAACCCUCCCCUGCUAUCGAUGUCAAGCUGCGGAAGCUAACUGAAGAAAUCAAAAGGGAGAUGUGUGUCCCGAUAUCACAGACAGACCGCAAGAUCGCUGCUCUCAUGUUGUUGAGGCACCAGCUGGAGGAGGACCGCUUGAGUAAUAUGCAGCAGGAGGAAGAGGAGCGAGACGAGGCCCGCAGUCAGGAGGAGGCCCAGAGGGUGCAGGCUGAGAAAAGGAGGAGGAAAAAGCUGAUGCAAAGCAUGCAACGCUGGCAUGAGGAGCUGGAAGCCCGCAGGAGGCAGAGAUUGCACCGGGAAGAAGAAAGAGCAGGGCAACUCAAGCAGGAGGUGAUGCUGCAGGAGGAGCGCUGGAGGAGGCUGAAGGAGCAGGUGGAGGCUCAACGUAGAGGAAAGACGGCAGCUGCACAGAGGGAGGCGGAGGGGAGGAGAUGCUACCAAGAGAGACUGCUGAGAAACAUCAAGGAGGUGGAGAACAGGCAGCGAGAGAGGGAGGAACAGGUGGAAAUGGAGAGGGAGCAGAAAGCAAGGAGGAGUAAACUCCUGCUGGAGAGGAAGGAGAAGAAGCGUCUGCAGGAAAAGAAUAGCAGGGAGCUGCUGCACCACCUCCUCCUUAAACAACAAGUGGCGCAUCGGGUGGAGGAAGGCAAGUCACGUUUGAAAGAUGCGCUGGAGAGGAAGAUGCAGCGCUCUUGUGAGAAGUACGGCCGACACCUGGAGGCCAGGCUGAAGGAGCUGCGGGAGCGAGCGGCCCAGGAGGAGAAGCGGCUCCAGAGAGCCCGACUGAGGGCCAAGCUGCAGAGCAUCCAGCAGCUCACACACAAGCACCUCCUGUUCAAGCUGAGUCAGCAACGCACGCUGAGGGCCACAGAGCACGCGUCUGGCCAACACAGGAGGAGAGCCCAGCAGACGCAUCAGCACAACACAGACAGACAGCUCCGCCAUCAGAGGCUCAGAGAGAACGUGCAGCGAGAGGAGGAGGUGGUGAGGAGGGUCAGGGAGGGAAGCAUCGCCGUGAAGGAAUGGAGGCGCGAGAGGCUACGCGAAGAGCGAGAGCACAUCCAGCAAGAGGCGCAAAAGCUGGCGCUGGCAUCUUUUAACUUGAGGGAGCGGGUGAGACAGCAAACGCAAAGUCGCUCUUUUGCUCACAUGGCUCAAGAAGCUCUGCUGGCCGCCUCCAUUAGUCGCUUGAACCUCUGAAACAACAAGCAAGGUCCAUAAAAAACCUUUAUAUUUACACUUCCUUGACCUCUGACCUCACAAAUGUUCUUGUUUGGAUCCGUAUGAAUCAUUAAUGCUUUUGAAUACACACAUGCUGACACUGUGACAACCAACACCAUCAAGAACAGUGUUUUUCAACCCCUGUGCCGUGAUAUAGUCUGGUGUGCCGUGGGAGAUUAUCUAACUUUACCUAUUUGGGUUAUAAAUAUUUGUUGCAAAUCAGAAAUUAUAGUCUGCAAAUUAUGUGUUGUUGUUGAGUGUCUGCUGUCUAGAGCUCGGCAGAGUAACCGUGUAUAACUCUUCCAUAUCAGCAGGUGGCAGCCAGUAGCUAAUUGCUUUGUAGGUGUCAGAAAUAGCAAUGGCAUCCUGCAGGUAAAAAGGUGUCGACUGCUUUCACCAAAAAUCAACAAAAGGUGAGUGCCCGUAAGAAAAGGCAUUGAAGCUUAGAGAAGGCUAUGCAGAACAAAACUAAAACUGAACUGGGUACAAAGUGGAGCCUAUCUUAGCUGCACAUAAAAGUUAUUCAUUUUUCAAAUGGCAUAAAACCUUUAUUUGCUCAAAUCUUUCAAUCAACUUUUGCCUUAAAUAAAAAUACCAAACAUGUAAUGUUUUUUGUAAUGUUCUGUGAAAGAAAGAGGACAUUAAAAUUUAACAGAAAUAUCCUGAAUAAUGGAGCAAAUAAAAAUGAAAAUUGUGACCAUAACAGCAAAAAUUUACUGAAAGUACAAAAUUCAGCCUCUGUCCUAUGCAAGUUAAGAAGCAUGAAAUUAUGUAUUUGUCAACAUUAAUUCUGCUAGCAUCAAGUUAACAGUGUAACACUACUUAGCUAGCUAAUACAGUAAUCUAAAGCACAGGUUUCAAACUUUGCUAUGUAGGUUUUGAGUACUGUACAUGUCUAUAUUUUUCAGUUCAACAUUUCUAAAAUAUUUUUUUCUUCCGUUACUCAUUAGUAAUAAUCACAAUGUCUGGGAUACUGAAUUUCGGAUUUUAGUUGGGGUUUUUUUCAGUUAUAAUUAUCAAUAUUGAAAUAAAAAUUUGAAAUAUAUGAGUAUGAGAGUAAUGAAUGUGUAUAUAAUAUGCAAGUUUCACUUUUGAAAUGAAGUUACUGAAAUAAAUAAACUU
This is a messenger RNA of Nerophis ophidion (straightnose pipefish), 2871 nucleotides long. Its product is annotated as coiled-coil domain-containing protein 177. The record is from RefSeq and is a predicted model, not a curated record. The coding region runs from base 52 to 1728 and encodes 558 amino acids. The transcript has a single exon. Lineage: Eukaryota; Metazoa; Chordata; Actinopteri; Syngnathiformes; Syngnathidae.